Messenger RNA from Fusarium vanettenii 77-13-4, 540 nucleotides. RefSeq lists its product as uncharacterized. The transcript has 3 exons. Lineage: Eukaryota; Fungi; Ascomycota; Sordariomycetes; Hypocreales; Nectriaceae. The record is from RefSeq and is a predicted model, not a curated record. The coding region runs from base 1 to 540 and encodes 179 amino acids.
AUGGACAUAUUGGCAACAGAGAUCGACCGUGGAGUAUUUGUCCAUCGGGUCACGGUUCAAUGGGUGCUCGAGAUCUCGGGUGGCAUGCGUGCACCUGCAUCAACCACGCAAGACGAACCCCAAACUUUUCAUCGACAUUUCCUCUUCGCAAAAUUCCUACCGACUUACCUGUCGUCGUCGCCCGUCCUCUCUCGCCAUCUCGGAAGGGUGACCAUGGACUCGUCCUCUCGUCUUCUUAAUUCGACCUCCAGUCUUUGGGGCGAUGAGAACGCUUGUCCCUCUAGCCUGCGCGCACGUCUUCGCGAUGAUCACACCCCGGCGACGAGCUCCUCCACCAAGCCAGCACCGUACCAGGACGUCUACCAGCAAGUCCAAGCAUGUCUAGGGAGUCAUUUGCUUGCCCCAAAGACCGACAACAAGACUGCACAGACGUCUGACACCAAAGACCCAGCAAUCCAGCUUCGAGGCAAGUCGUCACUCCGGAUCUGGAAGAAUGCACAGGCUGAUAUUAAGCAGAGGCGUUUGCUCGGAUGGGCAUGA